UCGAAGCAGUUGGCAGCACCGUCAGAUGGUUCUUUAUUUACAUCGCGGCUGCACGUUUGAAUUGGUUUUUUUAAUUACAUAAAAAUCACAUAAAAUUAAAUCAGGCUCCAUGGCCCUGCGGUUGCUCAGCCGCUCCUUGGCCACGCAUAUGCGUGGCAUGCAAUUAAACGCUACCAGGAGUGGAAUCAAGGGAUAUAACUUCAGCAGUAUCUCGGUAUCCCCUGCCUGGACAUGCCUAAAUCGCCGGCUACAUGUGCGGAUUACGGACCAAGAGGCCGGUUUGCAGACCAAACGGGAGGCCAACAGAAACCACAAUCCGUUCCAGGAAGAAAUAUUAGAGGAACUUCCAUCAGAAGCACCAAAAAAGGACAACAAACGGAAAAAAGAAAAGCCGUCAAAGGAGAAGACCCCCGAGAAAGUUCUUAACUUUGGAGAUCCAGACACUUUUGGCGAUGCCAAGGUGGGCGAGAGUGAGGUAGAGGAUCCUGGAGAUGUCGAGGAGGAGGCUUAUAUCAGCAGGCCCACGAGGCAUUCAAAGAAAUUGCAGGCAGUGGAAUACGCUCGCCAGAUCAAGGAUCACCUAAAAGCCAACCGCCUUAACGAUGCCAUCGCCGUGCUGGAGCAGCGAAUGUUGCGCGAGGACCGCGCCAAACCGGACAAGUACAUAUACAAUCUCCUAAUCAGCGGUUGCGCCAAGGCAGGAUACACCCGCAAGGCCUUCGCCCUGUACACGAAGAUGCGGCAGAGGGGCCUUCAGGUGACUGGCGGCACCUAUACCUCCCUUUUCAACGCCUGCGCCAAUGCUCCCUCCCUGAGCGAUGGCCUGGCCAAGGCGCAGAUCGUCAGGGAGAACAUGCUGGAGAAGGGCUAUGAGCCGAAUGUAAAGAACUACAAUGCAAUGAUCAAGGCCUACGGGAGAUGCGGGGAUGUGGACACCGCCUAUCUCCUGGCCGACGAGAUGAUGGAGCGGCAGCUUGACAUGAAUGCCGAGACAUUCAAUUUCCUGCUGCAGGCCUGCGCCAGCCACAAGGAGCAGGGUUUCAGACACGCUCUCCUCACCUGGCACAAGAUGCUGCAGCGCGGCAUCAGUCCGGACUACUACAGCUUUACGACGAUGCUCAGGUGUGUGAGGGACUGCAGCUUUGGAGAUCUGGAAGCGAUGCGGGAGGUCAUUGAACAGAUUGCUCCUGCAGCAGCUCGGCAGAAACCCAAUCUUCAGUUGGAAAAUGGCAAUAAAGAUAACUUACCCAGUAUAUCUUCAAGUUCCUCAUCGCUUGCUGCCCAAAUAGAGGUGACCACGACUUCUAGCGAGCUGGAAUUGCCAAAUCUCCUUCUUCCGCGACCUCAUCUGGGCAGUUUGGUGGCCUUGGAGGAGGUGUCACGCCCACAUGAGCGGUUUCUCCUACUCGGCGGUCUGACUGGCUUUCUCGACCUGAUGAAAGAACAUCAAAUCACGCCGGAUAUUGAGACCUUCACCACCAUGCUAGAUGUUAUCCCUCCCACCAAUGCCGCGGAGAAGCAGCUACUCACCUUCGUCCGCAAGAUCGGACUCAAGGCGGACAUCGACUUCUUCAACAUACUGAUCAAAAAGCGAUCCAUGCGCUUCGAUUACGCGAGUGCCCGUGAGGUGCUUGCCAUGAUUCGGACGGCGGGUCUCCAUCCAGAUAUUGUCACCUACGGAGUACUCGCCCUGGGCUGCCGCACGCAGGAGGAGGCCAGAGAGCUGCAGCAGCAGAUGCAGGUGGCAGGCAUCAAGCUGAAUAUGCCCAUCUUGGGCGCCAUGCUGUGGCAGGGCUGUGCCAAUAAGUCCUUUGGCUACGUCAACGAGAUCAUGCAGCUGAGUCUGGAGGAGGGUCUCAAGCCCAACGAGCCGUUUCUGCGUCAUCUGCACAACUUUCACAGGGGAUGUGCCAGGGCCAUAGACGCCAGGCAUCCCUCGACCAAGACUGCCGCCUUUAAGAAGGGACACUCGAAAUUCUGUGAUAAGUACCGCCUGUACUACGAGGAGCUCGGCCUGACUGGCCUCAAGCUGGAGGAUGCCAUUGCCAGGGUAAAAGAGCGUCCCUAUGCUAGGUACAAGGAAGAGCCCGUUGAGGGAAAGGAACCACUCAAGCACGAGCAGAUCAAGCGCAAGACAAAGCUGCGGAAAUACAUCAAGAAAAUCAAGAUAGACGAACUGCAGGAUGACCCACCACCCAGAGAGGCCUUCAAGAGGAUAGAAUAG
Drosophila kikkawai is the source of this 2224-nucleotide messenger RNA. RefSeq names its product pentatricopeptide repeat-containing protein 1, mitochondrial. Gene Ontology annotation, molecular function: tRNA binding; protein binding. The record is from RefSeq and is a predicted model, not a curated record. Gene Ontology annotation, cellular component: mitochondrial matrix. Gene Ontology annotation, biological process: tRNA 3'-end processing. Lineage: Eukaryota; Metazoa; Arthropoda; Insecta; Diptera; Drosophilidae.